AUGCAUCAAUUCGCGGUGCACACGUUCCGCCGCUCCGCCGACCGUUGGAUGCCGCUCAAGCUCGUCUUCUGCCACGCCAACGCUGACGUGUGCCAGCAGUGGUCGGACCGCAUCCUCUCGCUGCUGCGCGCCGACCCGGAGCGCCCUAGGAGCCUCUUAGUGUUCGUGAACCCUACUGGCGGGCGGAAGAAGGGAUUAAAGACAUGGGAGGCGGUUCGACCCGUGUUCGAUCGCGCAGGAGUCGCCGUGCAGGUGGUGGUAACCAGCCGUCGCAACCACGCGCGCGACAUGCUGCAGAACGCGUCGGACAAGGAGCUCUGCCAGCUCGACGGCAUCAUCGUCGUGGGCGGCGACGGGCUGUUCAACGAGGCGCUCAACGGGCUGGCGAGGCGGCGCCAUCGCGCCUUUCCGUGCGUGCGCCCCGCGCGCCUGCGCCUCCCGCCGCCCUCCACCGCCCCAUGCGGUGCCGGCAGAAGCGGGAGCGAGAGGGGAAGGAUUGGGAGCGCAGGGAAGGAGGAGUGUGGAUCGAAUAGAGCUAGACUGGCUAAGGAUAAUGGGGUAGGCGCAGGGGAUUUCAGAUUAAGAGGUGGAUUGGGAAUAGGAGGCGGUUUGGGAGCCGAUUCGGGAGCAGGAGGCGAUUUGGAGCAGCUGCCAGCGUGGCAGGGUGCCACGACAGCAGAGAAAGAAGAAGAGGAGGAGAGGGAGGAGGAGGAGGAGGAGGAGGAGGAGGAGGAGGAGGAAGAGGGGGGAGAGGAGAAGGAAUCCCAGGAGCGUGUAGUUGUUUCAGAUGGCGACACUGCUUAUGCUGAUGAUGUUGGCGCUGCUGGUGGUGCAGGUGUUGGCCCCGCAGGUUCGGACCGAGCCUGCGCUCCAGGUUUGGUGAGGAAGCUGACGCUCGGCAGGUUUUGCAGGCAGGAGAGCGAGUUGGAGGCGGCAGGUGCAGUGAACCUGGACAUGGGCAGCGCAGGGCAGCCAUGUGAAGUGAAAAAGAGAGGAGACGGGAAGGAGAGCGGAGAGGAGAGAGGAGGGGAGGACGAGGAGGAGGGGGAGGAGGGAGGAAGGGAGGGGAGGAAGCGAGUGGGGAGCAAGGGGUGGUUGGCUGCUGCGGGGUUGAAUUUGAACAACUGGCGACGCAAUAAUGACAAGGGCACACACACAUUCGGGCAAACCGGCGGGGGGCAUGCUGACGUGGACGGCGAUGAUUCGCCGAGAGGAGGCGGCAGGGGUUUGGACAUCCCUGCAGGGUUAAAUACUCCUGGUUUAGAGACUCCUGGUGUCUUUAAUUUCCAUGACGGCCUUAAUACCCCUGCUGGAUUAAAUACUCCUGCCGGGUAUGGGUAUGACACUCCUAAAGGCUACUAUGCGACUCCUAAAGCCGGAUCGUACUAUGAGACUCCUAAGCCUGGUAGUGGCGGCUCGGGUGGGUAUUAUUUCCCGACUCCCAAGGAGGGGGGCGGUGGGGCGAAGGGGUUUUACGAGACGCCCAAGGCGCAGCAGGCUCGGCGCAGCUUCGGUCGAAGCAGUUUUGGUCCGGGGGUCAGGAAUGCAACGUUUUUGAGUGACUGGGGGACGGUGCGCGAGGUGGAAGAGGGGGAGGAGGAGGAAGGUGGGGAAGGGGAGGAAAGGGCAGGAGUGGGGGAGUGGGGAAGGGGAGUGGAUGAGUGGAGGGAGGGAGGAUUUGGGGAGGAUGGCGGAGUGGGGUUGUGUCUGCCUAGGCGGCUGAGGAUUGGGAUCAUCCCUGCUGGCUCUACAGAUUGCAUUGCCAUGAGCCUCGUUGGUUCCCGUGACCCCGCCACGUCAGCACUGAAUGUUGUGAUUGGCCGACGCACUCCUAUGGAUGUUGUGCGGGUAACUUCCUGGAAACCCGCCACCUCCUCUUCCUCCUCUUCAUCCUCCCCGUCCUCCCCCUCCUCCUCCUCCUACGCCCCUUCCUCCAUCCCUCCGGCGGCCUUCUCAUCCCAACCACCACUCAUCCCUUCCGAGCCUACAUUCUCGCCGAACCUCCCACCCGAACCUACACUCUUAACCUCGGGCCAAGCCGCCGUCCUAGCUUCGGCAUCUCCCCUUUCCUCCUGCCCCGCUUUCUCCUCCUCUUCCGCCCCCGCUUCCCCCUCCUCCCUCUCGUCUUCCUCCUCUGCCUUGUCCGAAUCGUCGAUGACUCGGCUCCAGGUUGGCGCUGACUCAGCAGCUGAGAUUGCUGAGUCAGCACAACCAGCAAAAGCAGAGGAAAGAAGAGGAGAAGGAGAAGCAGGAGAGGAGAGAAGAGAGAUUCAUGCAGCAACGGGAGGAGCAGCGGAAGGUUCCAGGAAGGAGGGCGAGGAGCAGCAGAUGGAGUGUGAUGUCCGAUAUGCCGCGUCAUUCUUCGGAUACGGCUUCUAUGGGGCAGUAACGAAGGAGAGCGAGGCGCUGAGGUGGAUGGGACCUGCCAGAUACGACUAUGCGGGAUUCAUGACUUACAUGCGCCACAGGUCAUACGAGGCAGAGGUGUCAUUCUUCCACGUGCCUGAGCCAGAUCAACCCUCCAUGCAAAGGCGAAGCACCACGGCCCGUCCGGAGAUCUGCACCGUUGGAUGCUCGGUGUGCGCCAACGGCCAGGAUCUCUCGCUGCUGGCGCGAUCAGCCCUGGGAUUCGAGGCCAUAGGCCCAUCACAGUCAGCUGUGGGUCUGGCCUCCCUUCUCACCCCUCUCAACCGCACUGCUGCUGACACUGCUGCUGAUACUGCUGCUGAUACUGAAACUGCUGGUUCUGCUGCUGAUGCCGCUGCUGUUUCGCCUUCCUAUCACCCUCCUCCCGCCGCUCCUGAUGCUGCUGCUGCUACAGCCACAGAAGCCGAUAAGCACAGGCUCUCCUCACCUCCUCCCCUAGAAGCUGCUGAUGCUGACGUGGCAGCGCCGGAUUCGCCGCAGCCGCUGACCUGGGAUGAGGCGACGCCAGGCUGGCGCACCGUGAGAGGCCGGUUUCACAGCGUGGGCGGCGCGGUGAUCUCUUGCCGCAAUGACAAGGCGCCAGAUGGCGUCGCGGCACACGCCCACCUGGCGGAUGGGAAUCUCAACCUCAUCAUGAUUCGCGAGUGCUCACGCGCAGAAUACCUCCAGCAGCUGCUGUGUCUGGCCAUCAAGGGAGCUGAUCCCCUCGACUUCCACUUCGUCCAGCACCACAAGACCCCAGCGUUCACAUUCAAGGCCAUGGGCGAGCAGGGCUUCUGGAAUGUGGAUGGUGAACUGGUGGAGGCGAGUGAGCUGUCAGCACAGGUGUUUCCUCUCACCCCCUUUCCCUCCAUCAUCCCCACUUCCCACCCCCAGACCCCAGCGUUCACAUUCAAGGCCAUGGGAGAACAAGGAUUUUGGAAUGUGGAUGGUGAACUGGUGGAGGCGAGUGAGCUGUCAGCCCAGGUGUUCCGAGGGAUGGUGGACAUGUUUGGCAGCGGACCGGACGUGUGA
Molecule: messenger RNA, 3441 nt
Organism: Closterium sp. Naga37s-1
Lineage: Eukaryota; Viridiplantae; Streptophyta; Zygnematophyceae; Desmidiales; Closteriaceae
Source: the annotation of a GenBank genome assembly